AUGUCCUUCUUUGGCUUCGAUGCCAGGCCUCAUGGCCACAAUACGGCGGCACCAGGGUUCUCGCAGUCCCACGACCCCUUUGCCGGCCUAUCAAGGCGUGGCGAUGAAGACGAUGCUGUGGAUUUCGAGGAUACCUACGAUGGACUAGGUGACCAGCUCGAGGAAACCGGCGACGCGUUCAACGAUGAUACAUUCGGGGGUGAUACCGUCGUCGCGGGAAAUGUUGGAAAGGACUUUGACUUUUUUGGACAAACCGCCAAAGUUGCCGACGCCAUCGAGGAAGAACAUGUCCGUUUCACUCGUCAGCUGCCUGCGACGAGGCCAAAUGCGGCGCACUCUCAACCCCCCACUUUGCCGUCACAAACAGACUCUCACUAUGCUACUUCGCCGGCUCAAAAGCCGGCUCGGACUGGAUAUGAAAAGUACAAGGAAGAACCUCUACCAGACCUUCAUGUGGAUCAGAGCAUCUGGGGAAUCGGACCUCCCAAGACCACGCCUCUACCCCCACAGCCCGCUCCGCAAGCUUCCUCCUCCUCUUCUGCCACUGGUUCAUCUAGUAGGAGAAUCAUGACUCUUGAGGAAGUCGAAGCGGCCAUGCGAAACCAGGCUUCGCGGCAGGCACAAUCUCAGAUUCCAUUCUCUGACCCUGCCAUCUUCCAGCAAGGCCCCUCGUCUGACAUCCGCCCCGAUGUGGAACAGCCCCCGAAACAGCAGCAGCAGCAGCAGCAGCAGCAGCAGGGUGGGCAUGCGGGUCACGGACAUCCCGUCACUAUCCUCCAGCGCCCUCAGAGCCUUCAAGCCCGACCAGCAGAACAGACGGCAAUGCCACCCCUACAGCAGUCACGCCAGCAUGCACCUCCAGCGCAGCCCACCCAGAUCCUGCAGAAUCCUAGCCGGAAUGCGGGAGGCUCCAUCACUAUGGCAUUGUCUGGCAUUCAGGGACAUCGCUCUCAAGGCUCUAUCCAGGGUCUUGCGCAAUUGCAUGCCCAUCCGCAUGUAAUGCACAUGUCUGAGGAUGAAAAGGCAGCUUUCCUGGACCAGGAGACCAAGCGAGCGAAGCGCAACCACAAGAUCUGGCUUUUAUCCAAGGACAACGGGCUCAUGACUCCCCAAGACAAGAACUUCAUCACUCGAAUCCAACUGCAACAACUUGUUUCCGCCACUGGCAAUCCCGGGGACGAGGAUUCCGAUGCCUUGGUCUCGGAAGAUUUCUACUUCCAGGUCUACAGCCACAUUCGGGCCGGUCAGAGACAGAAUCCCAGCCAACCGCUGAGUAAUUUUGCUCAGACCUAUUUGUUCCAGACCGGCAGCCGCCAUGGAGGCAUGCGUCGCCACGGCAGGCCGGCUGAGAAUCAUAUCCAGCGAAUGGAGCAGCAGGUGCAGAGGGCCGUCGAAGCCGCGAAGAACAAGCCCAAAAACCCCCAGCUAGUCAUUGCCGGCAGCCUGGGAAAGAUUUCUUUCAGCAAUGCCAAGACGCCAAAGCCCUUGCUCAACAUCAAGCGGCCUGAAAACGAGACGCAACGCUCGAGCAACGGCAGGAAACCCCCCCACGCGGAAACCGUGCUCGACCGCAAGCGCGUUCUGCGCAAUAUCGAAAAGGUCUACGACACGUUAAUGAAGAUUGAAGACCACGUUCGGCUUGUUCCUCAACCCUCGUCCAACCCUGCCGAAGCCGGAAUGGACCAGAGGCACCGGGAAUGGACGUCUACGUUGGAAGUGUACAACGCAAGGCUGUGGGCAGAACUCAAGGUACACGAACCAAUCGGUGCCACUGUGCCUCACCCUUUCAUUGCCUUCCUGUCUUGCGCCAAGGGCAAACGGGCGAUUCCCCGCAUCUUCCCCCAUCUCACUUUUGAGCAGCGGACGACCAUCCUGACAAUGAUCAUCUACCACCUGGAUCAGCUUGACGUGGUCCAAGACGUCGCCAUCACGAGCGGUGAGACGGACUUGAACUCGCGCAUGCGCGAAAACAUCGAGCUGUUCAUCUCCACCGUCAUGCCUUCUCUGAUGCAGUAUUUCAACGAGACUGGGCUGGAUAUCGUGGAUGGGGUCCUGCACCUCAUUGCUACCAAGCUAAAUGUCGAGCUCAUUGCUAGAACAAGAAUCGGGGUCUCCAUGCUCACCCUGAUCCUCAGCCGGGCUGUGCUCUUGAAGCAGACCGGCGCCGGCAGCGCGGAGCAGUGGGAGAAAUGGGACCAAACCUUUCAGAUUCUGUUCAGCAAGCUGGAGCCGUCGUUGGCAUACAUUUUCCCCGGCAAUGUGAAUGCCGGAGUUGACGUUUAUGUCUGGCAAUUGCUUGCGGCAAUGGGCGUCAGUGCUUCCCACGACCAGCAGACCCGGCUUGUUCUUGCCGUCAAAGAUCGUGUGUUGGACACUGUAUCCAUGUCCAAGACUCUCCCGCCGACCAUGGCUGCUGAGCGUCUCGGAAGCGUAAAUCUUUUUAUGCGAUCCAUCGGGCUGGACGUUGAUCUUUUACAGUAA
Ustilaginoidea virens is the source of this 2481-nucleotide messenger RNA. RefSeq lists its product as uncharacterized. The coding region runs from base 1 to 2481 and encodes 826 amino acids. The transcript is spliced from 2 exons. Gene Ontology annotation, biological process: deadenylation-dependent decapping of nuclear-transcribed mRNA; P-body assembly. Gene Ontology annotation, cellular component: P-body. NCBI's taxonomy places the organism in Eukaryota, Fungi, Ascomycota, Sordariomycetes, Hypocreales, Clavicipitaceae. The record is from RefSeq and is a predicted model, not a curated record. Gene Ontology annotation, molecular function: RNA binding.